AUGCUGGCCGCGAGCCACCCCUUUCCUGGCCGCGCGCAGCCCUACUCGCCGUGCGCUGCCGUUCCUGCCCGUGCGCCGCCCUGCCCUGCCCUGAGCGAUUUCCUAGUGCACGCGCGCCACCCUGCUCCUGACAGUGCGAAUCGCUCACAGUGGCUUACCCGUGACACUGCUGCUCGCUUAGCCGUUCGCAACCACCUGCCGUUAGCCGAGCGCGCUCAAUUUGGCCAGCACAAGACUGUUAAAGCCCUGUACGACGCAGUAGUCGCUCGUUACUCUUCCCCUGCCACUGCUGCUCUCGGCCGCCUUAUACUGCCCUACAUUUUUCCUGAGCUGUCAGCGUUUGCCACAGUCGAGGACCUCAUCACCCACCUUCGCACUAGCGACACUCGCUACCGUGCUGCCCUCACAGCCGAGUUCCUAGACAAGAACCCGCCCCCGAUGUACAUCACUCUCUACUUCAUAGUCACCCGCCUCCCUGACUCUCUUAGCGCAGUCAGGGACUACUUUCUCGCACUUGACCCCACAGACCUCACUAUCGACCUGCUCGAGAAGCACCUCCUUGCAGCUGAGACUAGCGUAGUCGCUGUAGGUGCUGCUCGUGGCACUCCUCGCACACCCUUCUUUGAGGGGUGUUCCCCCUCCCACCUUGCCCCCUCCUACACUUCUGCUGCUGCUGUUGACAUCAUUGGUACUCAGGAGGUCGGGGCUGAUUCUGCUCCUAGUGGGAAGCGCCGCAGCGGCAAGGGCAAGGGAGGCAAGAGUGGUGGAGGUGGCAGUGGGGGUGGUGGCGGUGGAGGCGGUGGAGGCGGUGGAGGCGGUGGAGGUGGCGGAGGUGGCGGUGGGAGUGGUGGCAAGAGUGGGGGCGUCGGUGGCGCCAGUGGUGGCACCGGUGGGAGUGGUGGUGGCGGUGGUGGCGGCAGUGGUGUCGGUCAGGGUGGAGGUGUUCAGAGGGGAGGUUCUGGCGGUGGCCAGAGGCAGCAGCAGUAG
Closterium sp. Naga37s-1 is the source of this 987-nucleotide messenger RNA. The record is from the annotation of a GenBank genome assembly. Lineage: Eukaryota; Viridiplantae; Streptophyta; Zygnematophyceae; Desmidiales; Closteriaceae.